CGAUACCCUAAGGUAGUCGACAUACCAAAUUCAAACUAGCGGCAGCCUAGCCAUCACACCCUGAUGCGUCAGCAGGCUUCUGCACAAAUAUUUCAUACCUUGUUCAUUGAGCUUACGAAUCUUCUAGGUCUUUGCCCCUAUUUAUGAGGGGAACAAAAACAUCGUAAUCUUGCUCGAAGAGCACAAGUAGCCACCAUGAGCAUCCAUCCGAGGUGUGCUGGCGACGUAACCUUCAACACACUCGCAUCCAAUGCAUUCUCCGAAUGGCCGGAGUCCAUCGCCGGCAUAAUAUGCAAGACUCCACCCGUCGGCCGCAACAGUGCCCCGCACUUUGCGGACUGCUGCUCCGGCACAGUCUACAACAUCACGAGCCCGACGUCGCCCGACAACAAAGCGUACCCAGUCUCGUGCGCUACCUUUUGUCAAAUCAGUCCGAAGAUGAAUGCCGACAAUGUGAAUAAUCCCUACGGGUUCAACGACCACUUCAUGUGUCUCACCGACGGCACAAGGGAGCCCUCUUCCUGGGAGGUUGUCUGCGCCACAGUGACACUGCCAGGUGUGGCAUGGCCUUCGACUUUUCCCAGCACACCUGUUCUCUCAUGGAAGACGAGGUCUUGGACGACCGAUAUCUACUCGCGUAUCAGUGAGGUGACGUCUGUCGUUUAUAGCCAGACUGCAUCGCCCACCCCGACGGUCACGACAGAUAUCGCGAUAACUUCGUCGUCUCAAAGAGUCUCUAUCUCAACGUCUGACUCAAGCGCGACAUCCACAUCGCCGACUACAGCGUCAUCCACACAAACGAGCACGGUUGUGGCGACACCUACGGGGAGCGGUGCCGCCGACGGCGCAAGAAUACAUGCGAAGCAACUCAUGUUGAGCGUCCUGCUCCUCAUAAGCGCUCUUUGUCGCGCUUAAACCUAUCAUCUUGAGCGAUCGAGUCAAGAGGGUUGCUGUCAAAGGUUUUGGCCAUGUAUUCAUUAGUCGCAACGGGCUGUUCGUCGCUCAUAUCGGAACUCUCUCCUCGCUGUGACUCGCAGUUCAAGCUUAAAGCCAAGGACUAAGAUUGGGGUGGCUGGUCACAGUAUACUGGGUAUUAUGUAGUGGUCCGUGAUUAAUAUGAGCAACUUUGCUUGGACAACCUUGUCCAGACAUCAAGGUGAAACCCGACGGCAAUCGGGAUAGAUUAGGUUGCCAAGCUUCAAGACAAGCAUUCUUCUUGGCAGAAGGUACAAGGGUAAUGGAAGCUAGGAUGAUG
Molecule: messenger RNA, 1255 nt
Organism: Colletotrichum acutatum
Lineage: Eukaryota; Fungi; Ascomycota; Sordariomycetes; Glomerellales; Glomerellaceae
Exons: 1
Coding region: 196-915 (239 amino acids)
Source: RefSeq, a predicted model, not a curated record